Callithrix jacchus (white-tufted-ear marmoset) is the source of this 1520-nucleotide messenger RNA. RefSeq names its product PHD finger protein 11 (gene PHF11). Lineage: Eukaryota; Metazoa; Chordata; Mammalia; Primates; Cebidae. The record is from RefSeq and is a predicted model, not a curated record. Gene Ontology annotation, cellular component: nucleus.
GGGCCGGCAGGGCUGGGUAGCGACGGACCCGGUCAAGGGGCCUGCCUUUCGGUAGUGGCCGCUUGAGGGCCCCGACCUGCUACUACUCCAGGCCCGGGCCCCAGACGCCAGAGCCACACUGGACGAACUUGGCUCAGAACUCACGUGCCGGUGGAUGGGGCGCGGCCAGUUCCGCAGGUGGCUCUGACUGCCCAUGGUUUCUCGUGAGAGGCGGGCAUGCUUCGAUUUACCUCUCCCGGUGUUAGCCUAGUGCUUCCCGCACCUCCGAUGUCAACCCUCCUAGCGCCCCUCCACCCACAGGUGUCUUUCAGGUUGCAGAAAAGAUGGAAAAAAGGACAUGUGCCCUCUGCCCCAAAGAUGUCGAGUAUAAUAUCCUGUACUUUGCACAAUCAGAGAAUAUAGCUGCCCAUGAAAAUUGUUUGCUGUAUUCUUCAGGACUUGUGGAAUGUGAGGAUCAUGAUCCACUUAAUCUUGAUAGAAAUUUUGAUGUGGAAUCGGUAAAGAAAGAAAUCCAGAGAGGAAGGAAGUUGAAAUGCACAUUUUGUCGUAAAAGAGGAGCCACCGUGGGAUGUGAUUUAAAAGCCUGUAACAAGAAUUACCACUUUUUCUGUGCCAAGAAGGACCAUGCAGUUCCAAAGUCUGAUGGAGCUCGAGGAAUUUAUAAACUGUUUUGCCAACAACAUGCUCAAUUCCCGAUCAUCACUCAAAGUGCUAAAUUUUCAGGAGUUAAAGGAAAAAGAGGAAGGAAGAAACACUUCACAGUCAAUCACAUACAGCCACCCGAAACAAUGACACAUAAUAGAUUCGUAAGACACGUGAAAGAAGAGCAUGGCAAACGCACAGAUGCAACUGUGAAAGUUCCUUUUCUUAAGAAAUGCAAGGAAGCAGGACUUCUUACAUACUUACUUGAAGAAAUAUUAGACAAAGUUCAUUCAAUUCCAGAAAAACUCAUGGAUGAGACUACUUCAGAAGCAGACUAUGAAGAAAUCGGGAGUGCACUUUUUGAAUGCAGAUUGUUCGAAGACACAUUUGAAAAUUUUCAAGCAGCAAUAGAGAAAAAAAUUGACACAUCUCAACAAAGGCGGCAGCAGUUGAAGGAAGAGAUUGAGCUACUUCAUGACUUAAAACAAACCUUGUGCUCUCUUCAAGAAAGUAGAGAGCCUAUGUCAAGUUCUACAUCAAUAUCGUCCCUGUCGUCUUAGGGAUUACCAUUUCCUAAGCCAGGAGUCAGGCCAAAUUUCACUCAGGCUCAAAACCAGAGAGCAGGCUGUGAAGUCCACACAUCUGCAGAACUGGUCCUCUCUUCUCGGCCCGGCAGCGCUCCCGUUCUUGCUGGCUGACAUUUCGAUCACUCUUCCCGUGUUCUGCACACUCUUACUUGCGUUUUCCACUCGCUAUCACGUUCCCAGAACCUAGUAUGCUCAGUAAAUGUUUGUGAAAUAAGUGCGUAAAUGUGCUUCACCUUGGAGUCUAGUUACAGCCCACGACGCCUCUUAGAUAUAAUAAAUUUGGAUACAGUA